Messenger RNA from Trametes versicolor FP-101664 SS1, 751 nucleotides. RefSeq lists its product as uncharacterized. The record is from RefSeq and is a predicted model, not a curated record. The transcript has 10 exons. The coding region runs from base 29 to 613 and encodes 194 amino acids. Lineage: Eukaryota; Fungi; Basidiomycota; Agaricomycetes; Polyporales; Polyporaceae.
CCUCUGCUCCUGUAUAUCCUUUCCAGCGAUGAGUUCCUCUCCCGUUACCUUCACUCCUUCCAACACCAUCGACAUGGACAAGGAACGCGACUGGCCCGCGAACCUUGGUAUGCUGGACUGGGACAGCACCAGCGUUGUCUUUACCAAACGCUCCCUCCUUGAGUUCCUUAAGUACGCCGGGAUCACCGUCGACCCGAACUUCACCAACAUUCAGAAGCUGCCGCGUUACGCCACUUUCGGCAAGCUCUCGGGCGACGCGAGUGCGGCUCCCGACGCGUCCUCCGCUGGUACGGAGGCCGCCGCUACCGCCGCCGCCCCCGCACAAGAAGUUCCGCCUGUGAGCGACUUCAAGCCCACCCGCCGUGUACGGGACCCGCCUGGUGGCCGUCAGCACAACAUCUUCGACGAUGUCGUGGAGGAGGACGCGCUUUCUGGCGCACCACCCAAGGCUGGUGAUGUUGCAGCGGACGCGCCUAGGAACAGGCGCACGACCAGUGUCGCUGGUCUGUGGGACGCCCCCGACAACACUAGCAACAACAGCGGAUUCAAGCCUACCCGCCGUGUCCGCGAGAUUCCCGGAGGCAAGGAUAGCAUCUCUGGUCUGUUCGGGUGAUCGCUGGAAUUCGAAUACGGUCGUCAGCAAGAAACGAGUAUACCAUGCUUGCAUCAAGGAAAUAUGGGCGGCUUUCUUGGGAUCUGUCAUGUAAAAUAUUUGUCGUGUCUGGUGUUUGCAAUCGGUGCUUGGAUUGUC